Grus americana (Whooping crane) is the source of this 5795-nucleotide messenger RNA. It is a transcript of the gene SFMBT2, whose product is annotated as Scm like with four mbt domains 2. Bases 271 to 2952 code for a protein of 893 amino acids. NCBI's taxonomy places the organism in Eukaryota, Metazoa, Chordata, Aves, Gruiformes, Gruidae. Gene Ontology annotation, biological process: regulation of DNA-templated transcription. The transcript is spliced from 21 exons. The record is from RefSeq and is a predicted model, not a curated record. Gene Ontology annotation, molecular function: transcription corepressor activity; histone binding. Gene Ontology annotation, cellular component: nucleus.
AUUAAAAAAAAAAAAAAGCCCUAAAAAGAGCGGCAGGCAUGCGCACUGCGCGGAUGCCAUAUUGGAAUGAGUCUGCCGCGAGUGCGGGCGGAGGGACGGGUCGGCUCCGCGCCGCGCAGUGCCGCGCACCGCGGGGGUUUCGCCGCUGAGGCGAGGAAAAAAAAAAAAAAAAAGAAAAAUACCCACAAAAAGCCAAACUUGCCCAGCUUGUCCUCUAGGUACUCCCUGCUGCAGGAUGAAUUAGGAAGGCAAGGACUCUUCCUCUGAACCAUGGAGACAAGGGCAUCUUUUAUCACCACCAUGCAAGAGACCCAGCAUCUCACCCCAGAGAAAGGUCAGAGCCCAGCCAAUGGCAACAGGGAGCAGUUUGAUUCAGAUGAAGGGUCCAGCAUUGAGGACGCAGACUUCAACUGGGAUGAGUUCCUGGAGGAAACAGGAGCCAGCGCUGCUCCCCACACCUCCUUCAAACACGUUGAAAUCAGCCUUCAAAGCAGUUUCCAACCAGGAAUGAAAUUAGAAGUGGCCAACAAGAGCAAUCCAGACACAUAUUGGGUGGCUACGAUCAUUACAACAUGUGGACAGCUCUUACUGCUUCGUUACUGUGGCUAUGGAGAUGACCGCAGGGCAGAUUUCUGGUGUGACGUGAUGACAGCAGAUCUUCACCCCGUUGGCUGGUGUACACAGAAUAACAAGGUCCUGAUGCCUCCAGAUGCAAUCAAAGAGAAAUACAUGGACUGGACAGAGUUUCUCAUACAUGAUUUGACCGGCGCCCGGACUGCACCUGCAAAUUUACUGGAAGGCCCUCUGCGAGGAAAAAACCCUGUAGACCUCAUUACAGUUGAUUCCUUAAUAGAGCUGCAGGAUUCCCAGAAUCCCUUUCAGUACUGGAUAGUUAGUGUGGUUGAAAAUGUUGGAGGAAGAUUACGCCUUCGCUAUGUGGGAUUGGAGGAGACUGAAUCCUAUGACCAGUGGUUGUUUUACUUGGAUUGCAGACUUCGACCAGUCGGUUGGUGUCAAGAGAAUAAAUACAGAAUGGACCCACCUGCAGAUAUCUAUUCUCUGAAGACUAUAUCUGAGUGGAAAUGCGCUCUGGAAAAAUCCCUUAAUGAUGCAGCAAAUUUUCCUCUUCCAAUGGAAGUGUUCAAGGACCAUGCUGAUUUGCGAAACCACUUCUUCACUGUGGGGAUGAAGCUGGAGGCAGUGAAUGUGAGGGAGCCAUUUCAUAUUUGUCCUGCAUCAGUGACCAAGGUUUUUAACAAUCAUUAUUUACAAGUAACCAUUGAUGACUUGAGACCUGAACCCAGCAAAAUCUCAAUGCUUUGCCAUGCGGAUUCCUUAGGGAUCUUGCCAAUACAGUGGUGCCUUAAAAACGGAGUCAAUCUCACACCUCCCAAGGGUUACUCUGGCCAGGACUUUGACUGGGCAGACUACCAGAAGCAGUGUGGAGCGGAGGCAGCGCCUCACUUGUGCUUUAGAAAUACAUCCUUCAGCCGUGGCUUUACUAAGAACAUGAAGCUGGAAGCAGUGAACCCCAGGAACCCUGCAGAGAUAUGUGUCGCUUCUAUCACCUCAGUUAAAGGACGGUUAAUGUGGCUUCAUCUUGAAGGUUUACAGAUGCCCUCUCCAGAGUACAUAGUUGAUGUAGAGUCUAUGGACAUUUUUCCCGUUGGCUGGUGUGAAGCAAAUGCUUAUAACCUAACUCCACCACACAAAGCUGUUUUGCGAAGGAAGAGAAGAAUUGCAGUUGUCCAACCAGAAAAGCAGUUACCAUCCACAGUGCCUGUUGAGAAAAUACCUCAUGACCUCUGCCCGGUUCCUCAGCCAGACACAACAGGCACCAUCAAUGGGAGAUACUGCUGCCCCCAGCUCUACAUCAACCACCGCUGCUUCUCAGGUCCAUAUUUAAACAAAGGCAGAAUAGCAGAGCUACCUCAGUCUGUCGGGCCUGGCAAGUGCGUGCUGGUCCUCAAAGAGGUUCUCAGCAUGGUGAUCAAUGCAGCUUACAAGCCAGGGAGCGUUUUACGAGAACUGCAGCUAGUGGAAGACCCUCAGUGGAAUUUCCAAGAGGAAACACUUAAAGCAAAAUACAGAGGGAAGACAUACAGGGCGACUGUUAAGAUUGUGCGAACGUCGGAUCAGGUAGCGGAUUUCUGCAGAAGAGUCUGUGCAAAGUUGGAGUGCUGCCCCAACUUGUUCAGUCCUGUUCUGGUGGCUGAAGUCUGCCCAGAGAAUUGCUCCAUUCAUACUAAAACCAAGUACACUUAUUAUUAUGGGAAGAGGAAAAAAAUCAUUAAGCCACCAAUCGGGGAAAAUAACAACAUGAAAAGUGGACAUGUCAAGCCAGCCAGACGCAGAAAAAGGCGGAAAUCCAUCUUUGUGCAGAAAAAAAGGAGGUCGUCAGCUGUCGAUUUGAAUGCUGCAGGCUCUGCAGAGGAGAGUGAAGAUGAUGAGCCGGACGCAAUGGAGGACGAGACGGGAAGCGAGGAAACCAGCUCAGAGCUCCGGGAUGACCAGACGGACACCUCUUCCGCUGAGGUCCCCUCCACCAGGCCCCGGCGAGCGGUCACCUUGCGGAGCAGCACCGAGUCGGACAGACCUCCUCCCACGGAGAGAACCCGACGGAGCCGAAGACCACAGACCCACUCCUACGGCGAGGCGGAGAAGUGCAUGCAAGUCAAGGAGGAAAUUAAGCAAGAAGAGGAGGAGAAGCUCAUCCUGGACAGUAAUCCAUUGGAGUGGACCGUAACUGAUGUUGUGAGGUUUAUUAAACUGACAGACUGUGCUCCCCUUGCCAAAAUAUUUCAGGAGCAGGACAUUGAUGGCCAAGCCCUUCUGUUGCUGACACUGCCCACAGUGCAAGAAUGCAUGGAGCUGAAGCUUGGUCCAGCCAUCAAACUGUGUCACCAGAUCGAGCGAGUAAAAGUUGCUUUCUAUGCACAAUAUGCCAACUGACUGCACUUCUCCAUUUCUUUCUGUUCUCCUUCUUGUUCCCUCUCUUUUUUAACAUUUCAACUUGUUCAAGGGUUUUUUUUUUCCCCUCUCCCUUUUCCAAGACGAUGUGGAAUUGGAAGCACUGGGAAUUAAUGUGUAGGGAAGGAAAAAAAAAAGACAAGAAAAAGCUAGCAACAAAUUGAACUAAUUUUUCUGUACUUGUAAAGCACACUGAAGGACUGCUGGCAUCUUUCCUUGUGAGCCUCAUCAAGCCGUUACACCGUGGUGCAAGGCCAGCAUGGAUCAGGUGGUUUGUCAUUUGUUAAAGCUACCGAUGGCAGACACAUUCCCAAGAAGAAGGAUUGGACAUUUCUGGAUGAUGAUGGUUUGUCUAGGUCAGUUUCUGGACAUGAACAAUUCUUUUAGCCAACUCUGACACACUUCUUUCAUAUUGAAAUGUAAGUGAUCAUUUGUAGCAUUACCUGGGGUUUACUGCAAAUUUGAUCUUAGUGAUCAAUGGGCUUUUUUUUUCUCCUGCCUCUCCAGUCUUACAAAAGGAAAAAAUGUUAUACCAGUCAUAUGCUGUCUGUUAUUCCUGAGUGAUUUAUAAAAGAGGACUCAACCCAUGGUCUCUGUAUGAUACCGGACGAAGCUGCAGUGAACUGACAGGGGUGCAACAACCUAGUGCGCAAUAACACAUCCUGAGCCGCGCUGGCUGUGCACAGUGAGCGGAAUGUCUGUGUGACGGGGUCUGUGCAGUACUGCAUUCUUGUACAGGAACAUGCAUGAAAGCUUUCAUAGUCAAGCCCAUCCUGUUAAAUCCAAGUCACUUGAAAGACCUGACUUUGAGCCCCAUGGGGUGAAAAAAAAUGGCUCUUCAGAUGUAAUGAUGAAACUGUUGAGUGAAUACUGGUUUCAUUUGCACCUUCAUGAAUCUGGUUGCUAGGUGGGAAUAAAAAGCAUCAAUGUUUUCAGGCUGCGUACACCACAGUAAUUUAGACCAGCUGAGGACCUGACCCAACGCAGUCUGUAUAAAGCUCCCAGAUUGUCCCAGUGCCACCCUGGCCAGUGAAACUAGGGGCUUGCUUUGUGCCAAGCAGAGUAAGCACCAGGGGGCUGAAGAAAUGGGUUGGACACCUUGGGUUUGCCUCAGCUGUAUUUAUAGCAGAAGUAUUUCCCAUUUACGUUUCUGGGAUAUGUGACCCCAUUAGUCCCACAUGUCGAGUCUGAAUUUGCUGUAACUCAGCAGAGGUUGGCAGCAUCACAUUGGUGUAAAAUUCUCCCAAGACCAAGAACAAAACUGGGACCAAGUCUGAAUUUUGCUCUGACUUUAAGGUGCAAGUGAAUCCCUCCUUGCAAAAAGUGAAUUGGAUAGUUCGUGCUGAGAUUUAGCCUGUUUUCAUAGGAAAUCACUGACUUCAGCAGAUUUUUGUUCUUAAACCGUGAACAGACUCCUGUUCCCUGGCCUCAGGGAACCCACCUUGGAAAUCAUACACAGCUCUGUUACAAUGCUGUGAUGCCAAAGCCCACUCAGUGAAGACCUCUUCAAAAACAAAUGCCAUUCAUAGCCCUAAAUCUGAAGGCAGUGCUAAUGGCCAGAUAACCCCCACCUCAAGCAGUUACCAUAUGGUGACAGCAAACUUGGAUCAGAUAAUCCUACUGACCACUGUGUGCUCAGAAGAACCUACUGACCAACACCAGGCUAUAGCUGCUGCUUUCUCCUUCAUCAGUUUCCUCCUUAAGUUCUUUGGAUUAAAGAAGGAAAGCCUCAGAAAUAGAUAUUCUGGACUACAUCUGUAUCUGCCCUAGGGCAUGUGUCAGGCAAGAAGCAUUGACUCCAUUUGCUGUGUAUCACUGGGGACUUUCUAGUCUCUCUUUCACUGAGUUUUCUGAUUUGCCACUGAGGAAUGCGAUGGGUGCAACCGCUGCAGGCUGGGACAGAUCCUGCCAACUCCUGAAACUUCAUCAAAAUUUUCUUACGUGGGAGAUCAGCAGGACUGGAUCUGUUUUCAGCUGUUGUCUUGUACUGAAGAUCUUGUUGUUCAAGUUUUAAUCAACUGAAGAGAAAAGUAAUCACCUCUGCGUCAAAUGGUUUUUAUUUUGUUUCUCAGAAAUCCAAGAAUAGGGUUCUGUAGUGGUCCAGACAUUCAAAAACUGGGUUUUAGACUGGAUUUCCUACUGACAGUAGCAGUGGACUGUGUCCAUACAACUGGUUUGAUAACUACUUUGGAUCCCUCUAAGGGUCCCCUAAAAAUGUUGUUCCGUGUUUCGUCUCUGAAUACAAAAGGAUUGUGCCCAGCAGAAUGAGAGCACAGCUGAGAAAAACAGGGAGGGUGCUUCUCCCAGCUCCUCCUUGCUUCAGCCCAGUCCCUCCAAUGGCUGGUAUAACAUCUGUCAACAGGAGGUAUCUCCCAAAAGACUGCUGUCAGGAGAAGCGGCCUAUGAGGACAUUUCAAGGAAGGGAAGCAGAAUGGCUGUUUGCUGAACAGCAUCCCAGCACUGAUCCUUUACUCAUCAUGUCCAUGUUUUUCUGAGCAUCCUUUGCUGCUCUGAUGUUCUUGGAGUUUCUGGCUGCUGGGAUUUGUCAGAGACAUUUAACACUUCCUGGGACAUAUUGCAAAAAAUGUCAUUGUUUUCUCCAUCAACCUUGUAACUGUAGAUAUUCUUAUGGCAGCUAACUACUCAUGGAGGCAUGGUCAGGGAGCAGCCAGCCUCAGACUGUGAGAGCAACCAGCUCUGAUGUUGGCCAAGCAGGGGAUGGGUGAAGCAUUGAGCCCAGCACAUGGGAAUCUUUACUGACUGUUCAGGGAAGUUAAAUCGUAUUUAAAACUCACCUAUUAAACAACAACAAAAAGUUUUAAUUC